AUGCGAAGCGAAAGCUUUUUCAAUUGCCCGCGGACUGUUGAUUAAAGCGGAGGUAUUUUUGAGUGCCGGCACUUUUUCGGCGAAAGUGGAAAUUGUUUGAAAAUCUGCGUGUACGCGCUAAUAUUUCGUUAACUAAUCCUGAUUGAGUGCUUGCGCGGGUUUUGUUUAAUAGCAGUGCGAUUAUUUGUUCUUUGCAAAGUAACUGACGUUCGUGUAGAGGAAUUUAUUGCAUUGCAGAUGCUGCAAAUUACACUAGAACGCACACAUACACAUCGCAAAACAACUGUUACGCCUACGCAGCAGCAGAAACAACAACAACAGCAGCAACAGCGAAGGAAUUAGCAGCAACAAUUUUCCACCCAAAGAGGGAAAUAACUGUUCCAAAAGGGUACCUUUGCGGCUAAGUAGCUUCACAAAAUGGCUUGCACAUGCGAAGUAAUUGGCCUGGCCUGCGUGGUGGCUCUAAUCCUGAGCGCUACAGCCAAGGCUCCCUAUCAGAUGCGCAUGUUCUUUAUAUUUUUUGGAGCUGGUGUGAUAGUCUUUCUGUGCGUGCCCUUUAUGAUCCUGCGACCGAGGGACUAUCGAAACGCGCUUUUUCCAUCAUGGUGCUUCCGCCAGCUUUGCCGCCUGGUGGGCAUAACAAUGGAGGUGCGAGGUCUGGAGAAUGUCCGUAAGGACCACGGCGCAGUGGUGAUCAUGAACCACCAGAGUGCUGUUGAUCUUUGCGUUCUGGCCUAUUUGUGGCCAGUGAUCGGAAGAGCAACAGUCGUCUCCAAGAAGGAGGUUCUCUACAUUCCAUUCUUUGGCAUUGGCGCAUGGCUCUGGGGAACCCUCUACAUUAACCGGUCCCGCAAGACCGACUCGAUCAACUCUCUGCAAAAGGAGGCCAAGGCGAUACAGGAGCGCAACUGCAAGCUACUGCUCUUCCCGGAGGGCACGCGGAACUCCAAGGACUCGCUGCUGCCGUUUAAGAAGGGUUCGUUCCACAUCGCACUCCAGGGCAAGAGUCCCGUUCAGCCGGUGGUCAUAUCGAAGUACUCAUUCAUGGAUGACGAGAAGAAGACAUUCCGUCCUGGCCACGCCCUAAUCCACAUCCUUCCCGAGGUGUCCACCGAGAAGUACCAGAAGGAGGACGUACAGCUGCUGAUCGACGAAUGCCAGUCCAUCAUGCAGGCUGAGUACACAAAGCUGAGCAAAGAAGGCCAAGCCUCAAGCUCGAAGAAGCAGGCAUAAGACUGGAUAGGCUGGGAUCAAACUCAGGUUACAUAAAAAUGACACCCAAACACCAGUGUAUGUUGGGUUUGAUUUGGGUUUUAAUGUACAAUCGAUCUAAAAGAUUUGCCUAUCCAUGGAUGAGAUGAAUCAAAAGCAACGGAAAGCCGAUAUUUGAGGGACGUUAAACGGUUGGCCUAGUAUUAAGCUUACACUAUAUCACCCCAUCGGUGAAUUUUCGAUUAAUAUAUUAAUAUAUUAACUGUUUUACCUCCAGUACAUGCAUGUGUAUGCCCAGAGCUUUUUUUCGACUUAGCGAGAAACAAACGGAAAACAAAUUUUACAAGCGAAGAAAGCGCAUUUGUUAGAUGUUUAGCUUUAUGCAAAUAAUGUAUUGAUUUAUUUGUGAAUAAUGAAAUGAGACCUAUUUAAUAAAACAUUUUGCACUG
Drosophila erecta is the source of this 1661-nucleotide messenger RNA. It is a transcript of the gene Agpat2, whose product is annotated as putative 1-acyl-sn-glycerol-3-phosphate acyltransferase acl-2. Lineage: Eukaryota; Metazoa; Arthropoda; Insecta; Diptera; Drosophilidae. The record is from RefSeq and is a predicted model, not a curated record. Gene Ontology annotation, cellular component: membrane; endoplasmic reticulum. Gene Ontology annotation, molecular function: 1-acylglycerol-3-phosphate O-acyltransferase activity. The transcript has 3 exons. Bases 418 to 1233 code for a protein of 271 amino acids. Gene Ontology annotation, biological process: phosphatidic acid biosynthetic process.